Messenger RNA from Myxocyprinus asiaticus (Chinese sucker), 1819 nucleotides. Its product is annotated as C-C chemokine receptor type 5-like. The record is from RefSeq and is a predicted model, not a curated record. Gene Ontology annotation, molecular function: chemokine receptor activity. The coding region runs from base 305 to 1468 and encodes 387 amino acids. Gene Ontology annotation, biological process: G protein-coupled receptor signaling pathway; immune response; chemotaxis. Gene Ontology annotation, cellular component: membrane. Lineage: Eukaryota; Metazoa; Chordata; Actinopteri; Cypriniformes; Catostomidae. The transcript is spliced from 2 exons.
AGUAUGAACAUUUGGCAAAACAUAUUUCUAUGGAAUAUACUUUUUAUCAAAGAUAAUGACUCAGACCUUCUAUGCAAUGGAGCUCUGUUUAUACAAAGUUUACAUACUUCUGCUCUUCUCUGCAAAACCCAGAGGAAGUGGCGCAAUGCUCCCAAAAACUCUGUUUUAGAUCAAGUGCAUUAGUCAUAAAAACUAAAUUUGAUCAGACAACCCCUAGCUCUCAUUAUUAUCUGUGUUCAUUGCAGCUUCUUAUCAACUGAGUAAUACAAUCUUUUGCCUAUUUUUUGUAUAGCAGUGGUGUGUCAUGAACAGGAACACUUCACUUCUUUUAAGGACAGGGAUGGUAACCAUCGGUACCCUACACCUGUAUCCUGCAUCACCCAGUGUGAAUAGGACAUUAGAUGAUGAACUACAUACUGAAGCACAAUAUGACUAUUAUGGCUACUAUGAAAGUAUGGAUCCAUCUGCGUUCUCUCCCUGUGAUUAUGGAAAUCAUGCAACAAGCAUCCUCCCCAUGUUAUACUCCCUGUUUUUCGUGGUGGGUUUUCUGGGUAACAUGCUGGUGGUCUGGGUGCUCUUGAUGGGUGUGAAGAUGAGAAGCACGACAGACAUCUGUCUCCUGAACCUGGCUUUAGCUGACCUGCUGCUGGUCUCCUCCCUCCCUUUCCUGGCACAUUAUGCAAGAGACCAAUGGAUCUUUGGAGGGUUCAUGUGCACUAUGAUCCUCAGCGCCUACCACAUUGGAUUCUACAGUGGGAUUUUCUUCAUUGUACUCAUGAGUGUUGAUAGAUACUUAGCUGUAGUUCAUGCUGUGUUUGCUUUGAGAGUAAGAACCAGAACAUAUGGGAUCUUAGCCAGUGUGGUCAUCUGGAUCAUUGCUGUUUCAGCAUCCUUUCCAGAGCUGAUGUACCUGAAAAUCAGUUAUUACAAUAAAACAGAAAAACACUGUACAGCUUAUCCCACAGAUGAUACAAAUUCUAACCAUUCUUCAAAGACUUUGGGUAUCUAUAAGAUGAACAUUUUAGGCUUAAUUAUCCCACUCAUUGUAAUUGGAUUUUGUUACUCAAUGAUUCUGAACAGACUCCUAACAAAUCGCUCUUCCAGGAAGCCGGCCAUUCGCCUUGUGAUUUUGGUAACAGUAGUGUUUUUCAGUUGUUACACUCCGUACAAUGUUGCAGCUUUUGUGAAAGCCUUAGAGCUUAAAGAACUCAUAGGGCACUCAUGUGAAAACAGCAAGAGAAUCACUCUUAGUCUGCAGUUUACAGAGGCUGUGGCUUACUCACACAGCUGUCUGAAUCCCAUUCUCUAUGUGUUUGUGAUUGAGAAGUUUAGAAGGCAUCUGUUCAGACUUCUGUACAAGACACCCUGCAGCAGACUACAGUUCAUGAAGAGUUACUUUGCACAGGCCACAGGAUCUGUUUAUUCACAGACCACAAGUGUGGAGGAAAAAGCUACAACAGCAGUGUGAUUUUAAUAAAUUGGUAAUCAGUAAUUUUGGAUCUCCCAGUAUUGUUGCAGGGAAGAUUUUACAUGUUGGGGAACUCUUUUGAAAAUAAAUAAAUAAAUAAAUAAAUAAUAAUAAUAAUUAAAAAACAACCAUACAGAAGUACCAGUGUUACAGCAUCACCCAUGAGCAACCAUUUUCAUUUGUGUUGGCACUGUAGAAAUGUACUAUUCGCUGUCAGCCAUAAUAAAUAUUUUCCUAGAAUGAAAGCAUCCAAUUACAGUGGGUUAUUGAGAUAAAUAAAAAUCAAAUGAAUAAAGUCAUUUUCAGCUGGUCAUAUGAUCUCCACAACAUGUUGACACUCAUGACUGUCCA